Rattus rattus (black rat) is the source of this 2280-nucleotide messenger RNA. It is a transcript of the gene P2rx6, whose product is annotated as purinergic receptor P2X 6. NCBI's taxonomy places the organism in Eukaryota, Metazoa, Chordata, Mammalia, Rodentia, Muridae. Gene Ontology annotation, biological process: monoatomic cation transmembrane transport; response to ATP. The record is from RefSeq and is a predicted model, not a curated record. The transcript is spliced from 12 exons. Gene Ontology annotation, molecular function: extracellularly ATP-gated monoatomic cation channel activity; purinergic nucleotide receptor activity; ATP binding. Bases 68 to 1237 code for a protein of 389 amino acids. Gene Ontology annotation, cellular component: plasma membrane; nuclear inner membrane.
UUUAACAACACUGGCCUGAAUCCCAUGCACAUCCAGUUCAGCCGUGGCUGAAGUUGCCUGCUGACUCAUGCAGUUGCAGCCAGCGGGAACUGGGAGCAUGGCUUCUGCAGUCGCAGCAGCACUAGUGAGCUGGGGGUUUCUGGAUUACAAGACAGAGAAAUAUGUGAUGACCAGGAACUGCUGGGUGGGCAUCUCCCAGAGGCUGCUGCAGCUCGGAGUGGUAGUCUACGUGAUUGGGUGGGCCCUCUUGGCCAAAAAAGGCUACCAGGAAUGGGACAUGGACCCCCAGAUUGCUGUCAUCACUAAACUCAAGGGGGUUUCUGUAACCCAGGUUAAGGAACUGGAGAACCGGCUGUGGGAUGUGGCUGACUUCGUGAGGCCAUCACAGGGAGAGAAUGUGUUCUUCCUGGUAACCAACUUCCUGGUGACACCAGCUCAAGUCCAGGGCAGAUGCCCAGAGCAUCCUUCUGUUCCUCUGGCUAACUGCUGGGCUGAUGAGGACUGUCCUGAAGGGGAGACGGGGACAUACAGCCACGGCAUAAAGACUGGUCAGUGUGUGGCGUUCAACGGAACCCACAGGACCUGUGAGAUCUGGAGCUGGUGCCCAGUGGAGAGUAGUGCUGUGCCCGGGAAACCCCUGCUAGCUCAGGCCAAGAACUUCACGCUCUUCAUCAAAAAUACUGUAACCUUCAACAAGUUCAACUUCUCCAGAACCAAUGCCUUAGAUACCUGGGACAACACCUAUUUCAAGUACUGUCUCUAUGAUUCACUCUCCAGUCCGUACUGCCCAGUGUUCCGCAUCGGGGACCUUGUGGCUAUGGCUGGAGGGGACUUUGAGGACCUGGCAUUGCUGGGUGGUGCUGUGGGCAUCAACAUCCACUGGGAUUGCAACCUGGACACGAAAGGCUCUGACUGCUCUCCCCAGUACUCCUUCCAGCUGCAGGAGAGGGGGUACAAUUUCAGGACAGCUAAUUACUGGUGGGCAGCCUCAGGCGUGGAGUCCCGGAGCCUGCUCAAACUCUAUGGGAUCCGCUUUGACAUUCUUGUCACUGGGCAGGCAGGAAAGUUUGCACUCAUCCCUACGGCCAUCACAGUGGGCACAGGAGCAGCUUGGCUGGGCAUGGUCACCUUCCUCUGUGAUCUGCUGCUACUGUACGUGGAUAGAGAGGCCGGUUUCUACUGGAGGACCAAGUAUGAAGAGGCAAGAGCCCCAAAGGCAACUACCAACAGUGCAUAGACAGAGCCGGCUUUCUCACCUGCGAACCCUGCUGCCCAGGUGUCUCAGGAGUGGUUUGCACCUGCCCCACGUCUGCUGCUGCCGGGAUCCAAGCAUUCAUGCACCAGUGGCCUAUCUGGAUGGCGUCGGCCUAUCCAUUCCUGAGGCAUACACCCUCUCCCUGCUAGUUAAAGUUAGGGCUUGGGAACAUCGAGGACAAAGCCCCGCAGGACUGGAGAGGGAGAGGGGGUUGGGGUAAUUCCACCAGACUCUGCAUGCAGACUCCCUCCUAGGUUCAGCCAGAGAGAGAGAGAGAGAGAGAGAGAGAGAGAGAGAGAGAGAGAGAGAGAGAGAGAGAGUGCAAUGUGGCUGAAUGAAUGGUGGCUGGUAUCCUUGGAACUCUAUGUCUGCUGGGGCACUCUGCCAUCUAGUUCAAGGCCCCUAGUCCUGGCUACCAGGUUUCUCGGGAGCCUAAGGAAUGAGAGAAGCUGCAUGUCUAGGAUUUCCUGUUAUCAAAUCAGUCCUGGCAACCUCAACCUAUUCUGAAGCACCUGCCUGCCAGAGGCCCUAACUCUGGCCCUAGCCAGAGUGCCACAGUUUUGAGGUAUGGUCUCAUAAAGGGCACUGGGGUUCCUUAGGGCUGGCUGGUUCUGGAUCUGUAACUAUCCUUCCUUGAUUCUUCCCUUAGUAAGACUUUCCCCAUGAACCAUAGAAAGAAGGGCAAGGACGGGCUACAUAAACUUUCCUGGUCCAAGGUAUCUGCGUGGCGGUGUAGAAAGUGCAUCCUGGGAGGUGAAGAGGCAGUUUGGCUGUGGAUGUGCAGUCACAGAGGGAAUACCAAGGCCGGGGUGAAAGCAGCAGUCACAGCUGGGACCUCUAGGCUUCCACGGCCUCCAAAACCCUUUAGAAUUCCUGGUGCCACUCAACCCUCAAGGCUGUGGCCUGAAAAGGGCUAGGGUGCAGAGGCGGGGGUCCCGGAGGUGGCUCACAUGGACACAGUAGUUCUGGGGGUAGGGGAUCCAAAGAACCUGAUAUUCCUGCUGAAGUAAAGCUUGCCAAAGCAA